GAUACUAUUUCUUCAUGGACGGCUUUGACGACUUGUUAUCAUCUUCCUCACAUGCAUUCGGUGAUAAUCCGUUUGCGAAUCCAUUUGAGAAGCCACGAUCAAGCUCACCCGAUCCUUGGGCAUCGUUCGGCCAAACGCAGCAGACGCACGAAGAGUAUUCUGCACACUUUGAGGAAGACAGGUUUGAGGCCACCAGUGGAGGCGCAGAGCCUUUGGAUAUUACGAAGGCACAUGAAGACGAGGUCAAGGAACAUAAAGAUGUGCAAGAGGAACACGAUGCGGGUCCUCUUACUAUAGAGGAGGAUGUCCAUGACAGUACAAGUUUGCAGAGUCCGGGCUUUCGAGAGAGCAUAGCAGUAGAUGAUGUCCCAACACCAGAGUCGCCCAAAUCAUCAGCUUCAGAUGCACACUCGCCUGUCACCGAAGAACCUACAACAGCUGCGGAGUCGUCGCCUCGCAGUAGAACCCCGACAAUUCAAUCGCCACCUUCGGCCAGUAUCGCAGACCACUCCCAGGAAAACCAAUCAACUCCCCCUAUCCCUCCCCCUUUAACAAAUCGUUUUGUCUCUCCACUGGACUAUCCUAGCCUCGAAGCGUCUCACUCGUUCGCAAGCCUCGCCCUUGGGGGAGAGAGCGCUGGGGGUUGGCAAGAUUCGGAAGCGGAGUACAGCCGUUCCGUGACGGAUACCUCAGAGGAUGUAAAGCAGAGUCCAGUUGAGACUGCGAGCUCCUUGAACGAAUCUACAGAGGAUGAGCCUCAAGUAAAGAAAGUUCUUGGAUCACAGCGGCUCUUCUCUAUUAGAGUCGAAGAUCCACAGAAAGUAGGGGAUCCUAUUAGGCCGUAUAUCUUGUAUACUGUUCACACCGAGACCACCUCGCCGCUCUUCACCAAACCCUCUUUUUCCGUGUUAAGACGCUAUUCUGACUUUCUCUGGUUAUACGAAACGCUGUCGUUGAACAACCCCGGGGUAAUCGUCCCGCCCGUCCCAGAGAAGAGCUCCUUCGGUAGAUUUGCCAAUCUCUUCGUCCAACAACGACGAUUAGCGCUGGAGAUAUGUAUCCGAAAGAUCGCUAACCAUCCUGUUUUGGCAAAGGACCCGGACUUGAAGCUAUUCUUGGAGAGUGAUAAUUUCGCGCUUGAGAUCAAACAUAGGAAAACCGAGAUCGCGCAGGAGCGUGGAGGGAUUAUGUCUAGCAUCGGUCAGACGAUAUCGGGAUCACGAUUCGUCGAAACAGAUGAUUGGUUUGAGAGAAAGAAGGCCUAUCUUGACGGCUUAGAAUCCCAACUUAGGGGAUUGGUGAAAUCAAUCGAUUCCGUUUCAAAGCAGCGUGAAGAUUUAGCCAUUGCCACAGGCGAAUUUGCUAUCGCCGUCCGAGAGCUAUCAGAGUCUGACCUCAGCAAACAGCUUUGCCAUUCUCUUUCCGUCUUGUCUGAAGCUGAGAGGAAGGCUCAAGAUCUUCAACAUGUACAGGCUCAGGAGGAUACUAUGACUUUCAUGACUACAGCCGAAGAGUAUGCCCGUGUUAUCAAUUCAGUACGGAUGGCCUUCAACUCCCGCGCGCGUUGCCACUCACAAUGGCAACAUGCGGAAAGCGAGCUGCGUCGAGUCAAACAAGCACACGAGAAGGCGCGUAGUCAAGGUCGUAUUCCGCAGGAACGGAUGAGCCAUGCUCUGGCUCAGGUUGCAGAAGCAGAAAGAAAGGCUCUCGACGCGAAGCACGAUUUUGAACGCUGUGGGAAACUUCUGAAAGUUGAAUUGGGGCGGUUUGAAGAAGAGCGGAUAGUUGAUUUCAAGAAAGCUAUGGAAGCGUUCCUUGAAGGGAUGAUACAACGACAAAAAGAGGUCAGUUCGGGUGCUGAGUCCUGCAUUAUCCAUGGUACUCAUACGGUCAAUGGUGUAGUUAAUUGUUGCGUGGGAGGAGUAUCAAGAACUUCUCUUAAAGAAAGUCAACUCGAAGCCACCUGCGGCAAACUCUCAGGAGAUCGCUGGAAAUGCGUAAUGAUACUGCCCAGAAAGUGA
Messenger RNA from Fomitiporia mediterranea MF3/22, 2021 nucleotides. RefSeq lists its product as uncharacterized. Gene Ontology annotation, cellular component: endosome. The transcript has 9 exons. Lineage: Eukaryota; Fungi; Basidiomycota; Agaricomycetes; Hymenochaetales; Hymenochaetaceae. The record is from RefSeq and is a predicted model, not a curated record. Gene Ontology annotation, molecular function: phosphatidylinositol binding. Gene Ontology annotation, biological process: protein retention in Golgi apparatus; retrograde transport, endosome to Golgi. Bases 15 to 2021 code for a protein of 668 amino acids.